AUGCUGCUGCUUGCAGGCACCUUGUUUACACUCGCGUUCGUCAUAUACAAGAAGAUUUUAUAUCCGCUAUUCUUUUCUCCCCUGGCGAAAAUACCGAGCGCCCACCCACUCGCAUCAGUCAGUUCGCUAUGGAUUCAAUGGAAACGCUUGACCAACAAGGAAUUCGAUGCAGUAGUCUCUGGGUUUCGACAGAAGGGCCCGUAUAUUCGCCUUGCGCCCAAAGAGGUGGCAGUCAAUACCAUGGAAUGCGGUGUUAAAAACAUAUAUGGCAUUGGCAAUGACAAUUUCGACAAGGCGCCAUGGUACAACUUCUUCCAAAAUCAUGGGCGUAGAAUCAGCGGAGUGUAUUCGAAGUCGUUUCUCCAAUCAUCUCCCCAUAUUCGGGCAAUUCUAGAUGCCGUGAUACAGCAGCGAAUCCUUCCCAUACUCGCCCGUACAGCUGAGAAAGAGGAGCCAAUCGAUAUUUUGGCGCUGAAUCUCGCCUAUGGGUUGGACUUUGUUUCUGCAUUCAUUUUUGGGUUGCCUCGUGGGGUCAGGUUCUUAGAAAACACAGCCUCUCGCGAAGACUGGCUUGAUCUAUACGACCAAACCCACCCAUCCAAGAACAUGUUUUGGCUGACAGAACAUCCUGUGCUGUCUCAAGUGGCGUCGUUAUUCGGCAUCCCGUUGAUCCCUAGAAAUUUCCUUAAGGCGAAACGGGAAUUGGAAAACUGGGCUAUGAAACGCAUUAAACUCUCAGAGGAUGUUCUUAGCAACAACCCAACUGACGAGACAAUUAGUCCUGGACAUAUGCCUCUUUUGUAUCAUGCACUUAAAACAGGAAUAGAGCUAGAACAAGGCGAAAAGAGAAAUGGAAGGUUUGAACCAAAUAACAUUCAGAGGCAUGAGCUUGCGAGUGAAUGCCUCGAUCACCUGGGCAUAACCUUUUCUUACGUUAUCCUGAACCUUUCGCGAAAUCUUGAGAUCCAGGAGCAAUUGCGACAAGAGCUGCUGUCAAUCUCGCAGCCAUUCCGGUACCAUAAUGAAAAGAGGACUGAGCUCCCAACUCCCCAAACAUUGGAGGCGCUACCUUUCCUGAAUGCAGUGAUCAAGGAAUCUCUCCGCCUCCGAAAUACGGCUCCGACCCUCAAUCCACGGAUAACUCCGACAGGUAGAAAGGUUACAAUUGGACCAUGUGAUAACGUUCCGGCUGGAACCCGGGUGGGUGCCUUUGCCUGGUGCCUUCACAGAAAUGAGGAGGGUUACCCCAACCCAAGGACGUGGGAUCCAAUGCGAUGGAUUGUUGACUCGAGCGACCCGAAAGCUGGAGCUAGGGAGCGCUGGUGGUGGGCGUUUGGCAGCGGUAGCCGUCAAUGCCUGGGCCAAAACCUGGCCUUUGAAUUGAUGCGUUUUGCUGUUACUGCCAUUUAUACCAACUUUAGGACCAGCAUUAUUGAUGAUUCAGCUUUCGCUGGUGAUGAAACAUUCGUGACAGGUGAUGGCAGUGAGCAGCUUAUUCUCAAGAUUGAGCGGGUUGAAACAUAG
Coccidioides immitis RS is the source of this 1524-nucleotide messenger RNA. RefSeq names its product cytochrome P450 monooxygenase. Bases 1 to 1524 code for a protein of 507 amino acids. The record is from RefSeq and is a predicted model, not a curated record. The transcript is spliced from 4 exons. NCBI's taxonomy places the organism in Eukaryota, Fungi, Ascomycota, Eurotiomycetes, Onygenales, Onygenaceae. Gene Ontology annotation, molecular function: monooxygenase activity; heme binding; iron ion binding.